Molecule: messenger RNA, 1299 nt
Organism: Laetiporus sulphureus 93-53
Lineage: Eukaryota; Fungi; Basidiomycota; Agaricomycetes; Polyporales; Laetiporaceae
Exons: 3
Coding region: 286-987 (233 amino acids)
Source: RefSeq, a predicted model, not a curated record
GUGGCUGGAGAAUUGCAUUCAGGCGGAGAUAGGCUUAAAGUGGAAUGGGGCGCCGCCGGCGGAGCGAGGACGAAGGAGGAUGGAGCUGCUGGGAAAGAAGCGCAGGCACGGUCUGGCACGGUGCUACGCAUUUGAUCGGAGCCUGUACACAUUUGUUCAUAAGCCACCCGCCGGUCACCAGACCCGCCCAACUGCCUCCCGCUGCCCCUCUCUCACCCCCGCUCUCGCUUCCACCCACUCACCACGCACAUAACGUUGAACCUGCUGCCGACGUCGAACACACCCAUGGCGCCCGUCUCAAGCUCACCCACCCAGCCCAUCGCAAUUGAAGGCCACGGCCGCCGCCGUUCGUCCUCCGUCUCUGAGUCCUCUGACUCAUCCGCCUCGCCGACAACGCCCCUCGCGCCUGGCGCAGGCGCGAGUAUGGGCAAUCCACCGCGCAUCGCGCCGAUCUCGCCGUCGACGUCGCCUACUAUCCUGUCCUACUUUCUCGGCCAGUCCUCGCCCAAGUCUCCCUCAAGUACCUUCCCCUUCCGGCGCCCGCUCGCGCCCCCUGUCGUCGAAGACGAGUAUCCCUACGGCCAGCAGCCGGUCCCGUCGAAGCAUGCCCGCCGCGCCAGCACCAAUUGGGCCGGUGCCGAACGCUUCGUACAGGGAUCCGCGCCGCCCCCGCCUGAACAGCAUGACAGGGCCGCGGGUAUGCUCCGCCGCCUCUCUCUCGGCGGUGCUCUCGCAAGGCCACAGAUUCCUCCGUUCGUUGGGAAGUCGACGGGCAACGGAGGCCGAGUGGAGCACGGCUCGACUCCGCCGCCGAAUUCGCCUGCUACGCCGACGACUGCACAGGCCAUGAACGGGUCGGCGCCGGCGAAUGCGCAAAGAAGGCCGAGGAGGGCACAUACGAUUAGUCCCGGGUCACAGAGGCAGCCGCGUGCACCAUCGCCGAUGGGCGAGCGGAUUUUGAAGGGGCACUUUGAUGGUUUCAACUGAGCCGAUGUUGGGCGAUAUCUCUGCGGCCUCACCUCUGCGCGUUUCAUCCUCCGCCGUGUUUGCUCUGCUCCCCUUGCUAAGCUGGUGGACCUCCACGAUACCCCUCGCCAAGUGUCGUUCGCAAACGAUAACUCCUUUGGAUAGCCCUCCAAAAGUAAACGGCCGUGCUGCUUCGCAUAUUUUACACUCUUCUGCAGCCAUCUGCGCUGCCUCUGUUUCCCGCUCUCGGCUCUCAAGUUCAAAACCCGCCGCUUGCGUCUCUACCUCCUCUCCGCGCGUCUCCCCUGCCCACUAUCGACCACUGUAUUUGCA